AAAUGGCGAACAAUUCAGUUUCUUACUUAGUAUUGCUUUUGCUCGUCUUCGUUCUUGCAAUAUCAGAAAGCGCACCGGUACAAUAUUGCGACAGGGUAACCAACCUUUAUCAUGAAAAGUGUGACGAGAAGCAGUGUACUGAACACUGCAAGACAAAUGAGAAGGCAGAAUCAGGAUACUGCCUCGUAGUUGAAAAGCAACAACUUAGCAUAUGCAGCUUCGAUUGUUCCAAGUAUAAACCGAGUACUCCGGCUCCACCUCCACCUCCACCUCCACCAAAGUUCUUCUAUUCUGGUUCAUGGUUGCAGGCCAAAGUCGAGAAUGUGAUGCUUCCUGGGCAAAAGAAUAUGAAUUGCACACAAUGUCCCAAAUAAUCAACAGUCUGCAUGUUUGUAUGUUUUGAGUCUUUGCAUGAAGUGUCUUUAAUUAAGGUUAUAUUUGUCAUUUUGAGUCAUAUUAUAGAAAAGAGUCGUUGGGUAUAACUGGAUAAAGUGGGUAGUCCAUGUUGUCAAGUAGUGGGUAGAUUUUCUCUUGAUUGCAUGUUUGUUUACGUGGUCAUCGUGUAUUUACAGUGUUUGUGUUUCCCUUGUGUAUUUAAGCUCUUGUGUUGAUGAAUAAAAUUAUCCAGUUCCAACAA
Helianthus annuus (common sunflower) is the source of this 637-nucleotide messenger RNA. RefSeq names its product anther-specific protein SF2-like. NCBI's taxonomy places the organism in Eukaryota, Viridiplantae, Streptophyta, Magnoliopsida, Asterales, Asteraceae. The coding region runs from base 3 to 374 and encodes 123 amino acids. The record is from RefSeq and is a predicted model, not a curated record. The transcript has 2 exons.